This is a messenger RNA of Lathyrus oleraceus (garden pea), 1764 nucleotides long. Its product is annotated as protein trichome birefringence-like 31. Gene Ontology annotation, molecular function: O-acetyltransferase activity. NCBI's taxonomy places the organism in Eukaryota, Viridiplantae, Streptophyta, Magnoliopsida, Fabales, Fabaceae. The record is from RefSeq and is a predicted model, not a curated record. Bases 16 to 1320 code for a protein of 434 amino acids. Gene Ontology annotation, cellular component: Golgi apparatus. The transcript is spliced from 4 exons.
AAACUCAAGCAAGCUAUGUCAAUUAGAAUCAUAGCAGUUUUCAAUUCAUUCAACCAUCCCACGCCAAUGCUUCUGUCUCUCAAGCCUUUGAUGGAUCGCAAGAUCCAACCACUUUUUCCAAUUGUAUUGUAUUCAAUUCUAAUCUUAGCAGUUGCAAGGUUAGUCCUAGAUAACUUGAGGAUCAAGCAAGGGCAUGUUUUUCGACUAUAUGACAUGUCAUCUGGUGGAAAGAAUAGAUUACCAGUUGUCGUGUCGCCAGAGGAUCGCAUUGCGGAGGAAUGCAAUGUGUUUGAAGGGACAUGGGUUUGGGAUAAUGUGUCUCAUCCUCUUUAUGAAGAAGAGAGUUGCCCUUACUUGGUCAAGCAGACCACUUGCAAGAAAAAUGGGAGACCUGAGUCUUUCUACAAGAAUUGGAAGUGGCAGCCACAUGGAUGUAACCUUCCAAGAUUUGAUCCUUUGAAGUUGUUGCAUGUGUUGAGGAAUAAAAGAAUAAUGUUUAUUGGAGAUUCAUUACAAAGAGGCCAAUUUGAGUCUAUGAUCUGUUUAGUGCAAUCUGUAAUUCCUGAAGGAAAGAAAUCACUCAAAAGAAUUCCACCUAGGAAGAUCUUCAAAUCUGAGGAUUUCAAUGUAUCGAUCGAGUACUACUGGGCUCCAUUCCUGGUUGAAUCGAUUUCAGAUCAUGCAACAAAUCAUACAGUACAUAAAAGAAUGGUGAUGCUUGACUCAAUAGCUAAGCAUGGCAAACAUUGGCAAGGAGUCGACUUUUUGGUGUUCGAGAGUUAUGUUUGGUGGAUGCACAGCCCUUUCCUCAAUGCGACAUAUCGACCACCAUACCAAGUUCAAGAAUAUAAUGUCACUACAGCUUACAAGUUGGCAUUGAAAACAUGGGCAAAUUGGUUAGAAUCGAAUAUCCAACCGUUUAUCCAGAAUGUCUUUUUCAUGAGUAUGUCUCCUACACAUUUGUGGAGCUGGGAAUGGAAUCCAGGAAGUGAUGAAAAUUGCUUCAAUGAAUCAUAUCCAAUCCAAGGUUCAUAUUGGGGUACAGGCUCAAAUCUUGAGAUUAUGAAGAUAUUACAUGAUUCACUACAGAAACUGAAAAUAGAUGUCACCCUGUUGAACAUCACCCAGUUAUCAGAGUACAGAAAAGAUGCUCACACCUCAGUUUACGGCGAGCGAAAGGGCAAGCUCCUGACCAAAGAACAGAGAGCUAACCCGAAAUCUUUUGCUGAUUGUAUUCACUGGUGUUUACCUGGAGUUCCUGAUACAUGGAAUGAAAUACUAUAUGCAUAUCUGUUGAAGAACUAUCAAAACUUUUCCUAACAUCAUGUUUAAUGACAACCACGACUGAAAAGCACAUGCAUCACACAUAUGAGGGAAACAUUCAUAAUUUUUUAUAUAUUAGUACACCAUUCUAUUUUCUUUUCUUUUUGAGCACAUUUUGGAUUGUAAUCAGAAAAUCGAUUAACUAACUAUCAAUGUAGACAUACACUAUCUGUAAACAAGGGAAAACUUUGCAGACCUGUAGAGCUUGAGAAAAGAAUUUAAGAAAGGGAAUCUUUUCUAAGAAGUCUUGUCAGUAACUCAAACAGCAAAUAGUUUAUUAUUUUAGCAUGUUAUUCACGGAAACCUAGACAAUAUAAUUUCAGCAAGCACAGUCACUUUUGACAUGCACAAGUGCAAAUAAAUGAUGCCUUAGCAUUUGUUCCUUAUUUACAUCACGUGCCACCUGAUUGUAUUUAUAGUAGCUCCCACUCUAUUUCAGAA